UCUCAUUUAUCUUUCCUUCAAUUGACAACAUCGAUCACAACUUCCACACGCAAAGAAAACCCGAAAGAAAAAGAUAUGCAGUUAGUUGGUCAUCAUAAUUCAUAGGAGCACAACAAUUUCGUGAGAACAUCAACGCGUUUCCUACGACCAUCACAAAACCCCUAACCUCCAACCUCUCACCAACUCUUAUUCCAAAGAGUUGUUUGGGUCACAUAAUUCCUGCAACACAUUAUUAUAAUAUAAUGAUGAUGAUGUUGAGUUUGUUAUAUGGAGUACAAAAUAAUGUAAAAUCACUUGUUGUAAAUAUUCUCCUCUUCCCUUCCCAUUUUCUUUGACAGCUCCAUUUCAUUCCGAUUUUCAACUGAAUUCGGGUACACAAACUCGAAUUCUUAUUAAGGGCCUAUUCAUUUCAAUGGCAGCUGCAGGGUCCACAGAAUACCAGAUGAUGAAUCAGAGAACAUGGCCAUACAAAUCCGACGGUGGUCCUCGUUUCACCGCCUUUUCAUUCAUGUCAAAAACACCCGAAAACAAUAAUCCAAGAAAAAACCACCCCACAAACCAUAAUCCCCAAUUCAAUCCAUUUUCAUCAUCAAAUCAGGAAUAUUCCUCAGAUAAUUUCUCGCAACUUCCUAACGACGUGUUAUUGAAAAUAGCUGCCACUUUCACUUUGCCAAAUUUACGUGCUGCUUCACAGGUAUGCAAGUCUUGGUGUGAUGCACUUAGGCCCUUAAGAGAAGCCAUGUUGUUUCUCAAAUAUGGUAAGAAUUUCAAGCAUGGCUGUGGUGGGGUUGAGGUUAAUUUGAAUAAGGCACUUGACUCCUUCCUUAAAGGUGCGGCUCGUGGGUCAACUUUGGCUAUGGUUGAUGCUGGCUUGCUUUAUUGGGAAAUGGGGAGAAAGGAACAAGGGUUUGCUUUUUAUAGAAAGGCUGCUCUACUUGGUGACCCUGCUGGUCAGUGUAACUUGGGCAUUUCCCUCUUGCAAGCUAAUCCACCAGACAUUGAGGAGGCUAUCAAAUGGCUGUACAAAGCUUCUAUUGCAGGCUAUGUUCGAGCUCAGUACCAGCUUGCCCUUUGUUUACAUAAAGGUUGUGGCCCAAGUAGGGAUCUUAAGGAAGCGGCAAGGUGGUAUCUGAAGGCAGCGGAAGGUGGAUAUGUCCGUGCCAUGUAUAACACUGCAAUAUGCUACUCAGUGGGAGAAGGUCUAUCGCAGUCUCAUAAAUUAGCAAGGAAAUGGAUGAAGAGAGCAGCUGAUCGAGGUCAUAGCAAAGCCCAGUUUGAGCACGGACUUAGUCUAUUUUCCGAAGGUAACAUGAUGAAAGCUGUGGUGUAUUUGGAGCUUGCCACUCGUGCUGGUGAGACAGCAGCUGAUCACGUCAAGUAUGUUAUACUUCAACAGAUAUCCACUUCUUCUCGUGACAGAGCAAUGCUUCUUGCUGAUAAUUGGCAUCCUUUGCCUUCUUCAUCCCGCUGAUUGAUUUUCCCAGUUUUUAGCUUAAUGCUGCCUACACAUCUUUCUCUAGCAUGCUACUUUUGAACCUUCUUCAAAUACAAAGUGUAAAUAUACAUAGUUUCUCUUACUGAUGUACAUUCUCUAGUUCUGUAAUGUUAUAAUAAGUGCUUGUGUCGAAAUAGUUUUGCGCUUAAAUGUUACCGUUUAUUCUAUGAUAGCUUAAAGACUUGUAACAUUAACAGGUUUGAAGUAUAUUACGUACUAUUGAUUAUUUA
This is a messenger RNA of Nicotiana attenuata, 1725 nucleotides long. RefSeq names its product F-box protein At1g70590-like. The record is from RefSeq and is a predicted model, not a curated record. Gene Ontology annotation, molecular function: protein binding. Bases 413 to 1471 code for a protein of 352 amino acids. Lineage: Eukaryota; Viridiplantae; Streptophyta; Magnoliopsida; Solanales; Solanaceae. The transcript has 4 exons.